Molecule: messenger RNA, 785 nt
Organism: Scutellospora calospora
Lineage: Eukaryota; Fungi; Glomeromycota; Glomeromycetes; Diversisporales; Gigasporaceae
Source: the annotation of a GenBank genome assembly
CCCCAGAAACAUUGAUGCGUGCCCUUGAGCUUCUAAAUUAUCUUGGCGCUCUUGACGAUGACGGUAAUCUCACUAACGAUGGAAUUUUAAUGGCCGAAUUUCCACUUGAUCCUCAACUGGCAAAAAUGUUGAUAGAAAGUCCCAAGUAUAGAUGCUCUAAUGAAAUCCUUUCGAUCGCUGCGUUAUUAUCAGUGCCAAAUAUUUUUGUUCGGCCUAAUGAAUCUAAAAAGCAGGCUGAGGAUGCAAAAGGAAAGUUCGCGCACACUGAUGGAGAUCACUUAACCUUACUGAAUGUUUAUCACGCUUAUAAAACUAAUAUAAAUGAUCCGGAAUGGUGUUAUAAUAAUUAUCUCAGUGCUCGAUCUUUAAAAUCGGCUGAUAACGUUCGUCAGCAACUCAAACGCAUUAUGGAACGUUGUGAUCAAGAUUUGGUUAGCACACCAUUUGAAGAAAGGAAUUACUAUACAAACAUUAGGCAAGCCUUGACAGCAGGAUUCUUUAUGCAAGUGGCACAUUUGGAAAAAUCAGGCCAUUAUUUGACAUGCAAAGAUAAUCAGAUUGUUCAACUUCAUCCAUCUUCGUCUCUUGGACAUCAACCCGAAUGGGUCUUGUAUAAUGAAUUUGUUCUUACGACUAAGAAUUAUAUCCGUACUGUGACUGAAGUAAAAGCUGAUUGGCUUUUAGAUAUUGCACCAGCUUAUUAUGAUCUUAGAAAUUUCCCUAAUUGUGAAGGAAAGAGAGUCUUAGAAAAACAUUAUGCGAGAAGGGCUAGAAAUAAGAAAUAA